This is a messenger RNA of Coccinella septempunctata (seven-spotted ladybird), 2148 nucleotides long. RefSeq names its product ras-specific guanine nucleotide-releasing factor RalGPS2-like. The coding region runs from base 228 to 2072 and encodes 614 amino acids. The transcript is spliced from 2 exons. Gene Ontology annotation, molecular function: guanyl-nucleotide exchange factor activity. Gene Ontology annotation, cellular component: plasma membrane. NCBI's taxonomy places the organism in Eukaryota, Metazoa, Arthropoda, Insecta, Coleoptera, Coccinellidae. Gene Ontology annotation, biological process: Ras protein signal transduction; positive regulation of GTPase activity. The record is from RefSeq and is a predicted model, not a curated record.
CCUCAUUUGUCAAGUGAAAUGAACGGAUUCCUCUGUGUCAAUGUGAAAUAUAAAUAAAUUAUAAAUUAAUACAAAAACCUUGUUGAUAUCUACGAUUUAGGUUGUACAAUAAGUGAUAUUUUAAGAAAAUGUUGUGAAUAAUAUGUCAUUGAGAAAUAUUCAUGGAAAAUACAGUUGCUGAUUGAAAAUGAAAACGUUUGAAUGAAAUGUGUGUACUGGAUUCUUAAAUGAAGCUCAAUGAAUACAAUAUGCUUCGUUAUUCUGCAAUACCCAGAGAUAUUACUGAAGACAAAUAUCGAAUAAAUGAAGACGAAACGUAUUAUCCAAACCAGCACUCAAGAACUCCUUUGAAAUAUGGAAAACAAGAUCUUAGAAAAAGAAAAAUAUCAAUUCCUGCAAUUUUAGGAAGUCCUGGACCACCUGAUAGCUCUUCAAAUUAUAUCCAUGUCGUAAACAAAACUCAAAGUUUACCUAAUCAUGCUUCUUCAUCCCAAGGCAGUGUAACUGCAAGUUAUAAUUCUGUUUUUGAUAUAUUGAGAGCAUCACCAGAUGAUAUUGCGGCGCAGUUAACAUUGCUAGAUUUACCUGUUUUCCAAGCAAUACAACCUGAUGAAUUAGCUAGCUGUUCUUGGCAUAAGAAGAACAAAUUGAUUAUUGCUCCAAAUGUUGUAGCUUUUACUCGAAGAUUUAACCAUGUUAGUUUCUGGACUGUCCAGGAAAUACUCCAAAGGCCUACUCCAAAACAAAGAUCGGAAAUGCUCUCUCUUUUUAUUCGUACCUCAAAAAAAUUAUAUGAUCUGAAUAAUUAUCAUUCGCUAUUUGCAAUCAUUUCAGCUAUGCAAAGCGCUCCUAUUUAUAGAUUGUCUAAGACAUGGGCAUGUCUUCCCAAAAAAGACAAGACAAAUUUUGAUAAAUUGGCAGAAGUGUUCUCUGAUGAAAGCAACUGGGCCAAUUUGAGGAGUCAUAUUGAAAGUUUGAAAUUGCCUUGUAUUCCUUAUUUGGGUAUAUACUUAACAGACCUUGUUUAUAUUGAUAUGGCACAUCCACAUUCCGGUGGAUUAGAGUCACAACCAAGGAGUUUAAAGAUGAAUAAUAUACUCAGGAUUAUAAGCAAUUAUCAACAGUCAAAUUAUUCUCAUUUGAAUAAAAUACCACACAUACAAGACUAUUUAAAUUCUUUGCGAUACAUUGAGGAGCUUCAGAAAUUUGUUGAAGCUGAUCAGUACAAAUUAUCACUGAAAUUAGAACCAAUGUCUCCUAGAAAUAGUAAUUCAAGCUCUAAAGAAUCUGUCUCCCAAGAAGCAGCAAAAGCAAUAGCAUCACUCAAUUUAUCUCCUGCCAAAGUUGCAAGUGGAUCUUUAAGACUUCAUACUACAGCAUCCAAGUUUAUACCAGGACAUAGAAAAUGCAGAAGUCUUGGUACCAACAUAUUCAAUAGAACUUCACAACUAGAAACUAUAAAACCAAAUAAUGUACUAAAAACUCAUUUGCUUGAUGAUUCUGCUCUCGAAGAAUGUACAAAAAAUCAUAAUUUAGCAUCACCAAUUACAGAUGUGCCUAUACAUGCAUCACAAAGCACUUCAGAUGACUCUACAUUACUAUCGCGUGUUACUGAUGAUAGUUUGAGUUUUGAUGGAAACUUCAGUAGAAUGCAGGGUUUUGUGCAGAGAAAAGCCUUGGUGAAAAAUGGAAAAAAAAUCAAGAUGACUACAUGGCAACGAUAUUGGCUCGAAAUUUGGGCAUCUACUUUAGCAUAUUUUGCUCCAAAGUCUUUCAAGGGUCUUUCUUUAAAUAUAGGUUGUGCCUCGGCUAAUAUCACAAGCCAACGCCAGCGAUACGAUUUCAAGAGGGAACCUUGCAAACUUGUGCCUCUAAGUGGUUGUAAAAUUGUUCUUAAUACUGAGGCUACAAGGGAAGAUACCUUUGAGAUAAUCGAUACCCAAAGAAGCAAUGUCUAUGAGUUUCGUGUGGGCAGUAAAAGCACAGCAGAAAAAUGGUGUAGGUCUCUACAACAAGCUGCUUCUGGUGAAGAUAGAGCUCCUCUACCUAACAAUCUCAUGUCUUUCGAAUAAUUUUUGAUUGUAUUUGUUUUUUUAUCUAGGCUAGGUAUUAUUUGUGUUCAGAUUAAAUAUAAACUAUUUCAUGUUA